Molecule: messenger RNA, 2049 nt
Organism: Cuscuta campestris
Lineage: Eukaryota; Viridiplantae; Streptophyta; Magnoliopsida; Solanales; Convolvulaceae
Source: the annotation of a GenBank genome assembly
UUCGGGGACAUCCGAUAAAAUUGGAACGAUACAGAGAAGAUUAGCAUGGCCCCUGCGCAAGGAUGACACGCACAAAUCGAGAAAUGGUCCAAAUUUUUUUUUCCACCUGAUUUUUUUUUCAUACGACCUUGAAUUAGGUUUACGAUUUCUGAGUUUUUUUUUGAAUCGCCAUGUUUCAUUUCUGAUUCAUUGAUGCUUUGUGUUGGGCUGCUCAACUGAUUCUCAGAGCGUAUAAGCUGUAGCAGAUGAGCAUCUCCACCGACCCGUAUCGUCGUCUAUUGUUUGCUUCCACUCAUUAAGUGCCGAUCGCGUGAUCCAAUCAAUGCUAGCUGCCAGGAAAUUCUCCAGCUGGAGGAGAUCUUCUGCCUGCCGUGUGUGCGCUAAUGGCAUUUCACCUGAGGCACAACUCCAUAAUUCCACCCCUGAACAACAAGAGAAGCAUUUGCCUCUAAGCCAUACGAAGAAGGGGUGCAAAUGUGGACAUAUAAACCACAGUGUCUCACUCAAUCCCGUCUUUAACAGAGAAUCUAAUACCACUGGAGCAACACUUGAUUUUUUUAAUUCGGUGCAUCAUCGUUAUAGCACCCGUUCCUAUCAUAGCUAUGGCCUGAACAAGGUGCUGGGGAAUAUGCCUGAGUUUGUGAGAAUUGUGGAGGUGGGCCCAAGAGACGGGUUGCAAAAUGAGAAGAAGAUCGUACCAACGAGUUCCAAGGUUGAACUAAUAAAAAUGCUUGUGUCUGCUGGACUUUCAGUUGUGGAGGCUACUAGUUUUGUGUCGCCAAAGUGGGUACCACAGCUUGCAGAUGCAAAGGAUGUAAUUCAAGCAGUUCAAAGAAUCCAAGGUGUGCGAUUUCCAGUAUUGACACCAAACCUUAAAGGUUUUGAGGCUGCUUUUUCAAGUGGAGCCAAAGAAGUUGCAGUAUUUGCUGCUGCUUCUGAGUCAUUUUCUCAGUCAAACAUAAACUGUAGCAUUGAAGAGAGUCUCACCCGUUAUCGUGAUGUUGCUCUUGCAGCCAAUAAUCAUUCCAUUCCUAUUCGUGGAUAUAUUUCAUGCGUCGUGGGUUGCCCAGUGGAAGGGGCAGUACAUCCUUUAAAAGUAGCAUAUGUUGCUAAAGAGCUUUUAGAUAUGGGUUGCUUUGAAAUUUCCCUUGGUGAUACAAUUGGGGUUGGUACUCCAGGAACGGUCAUUCCAAUGCUUGAAGCAGUUUGUGAAGUAGUUCCUGUGGAGAAGCUUGCUGUCCAUUUUCACGAUACGUAUGGCCAAGCUUUGUCCAACAUUCUCGUGGCACUGCAGAUGGGAAUAGGCACAGUGGAUUCAUCGGUAUCAGGGCUUGGGGGUUGCCCAUAUGCCAAAGGUGCAUCGGGAAAUGUGGCGACGGAAGAUGUUGUGUAUAUGCUUAAUGGACUGGGUGUGAGGACAAAUGUCGAUAUCCAUAAGCUUAUGCUGGCAGGGGAAUUCAUCUGCAGACUUUUGGGCCGACCUUUGGGUUCUAAGAUGGCAAUUGCCCUGACGAAACGCGCCUCAUUUCCUACUUCCAAACUUUAGAGGUACAUUUCUGUGGGCAUAUAUCUUAUUGAACUUUUUUCCCGGCAUGCCAAUUUAUGUACUCCAAACUCUAAAGAACUAUGUAUGUAAUGUAUAGGUUUUUUCUGUAUACAUAAAUAGUUGGGAUGCCCAAUAGGGAGUAUAAUUUAAUGGGGUUUGAACCCCUCCCCCCCACCCAACACUAUGAGGGUCCGUUUGGUUUACGUAAUUGGAAUUGAAAUGCCAUGGGAUUCAAUUUCAUGGAAUUGAAUCCAUCAAUUCCAAUUCAUUUUUUGCACUAUCAAUUCCAAAUCCACAUAGUUUUUGUGCUGCCAAACACUGGAAUUGGAAUUGAAGUUCUCAAUUCCAAUUCCAUAGUUUGAAUUUUGUAUACCAAACGGGGCCUGAGAGAAUUUGUUUAUGCCGAGCAACAAUUAUUUUCACAUUUCUUUUCAUGUAUAGAUAAUUGAUCUUGCUAUAUUCUUUCACUUUGGUUAUUUUGACAACAAAUCAUAGUGUCGUAU